Triticum aestivum (bread wheat) is the source of this 1195-nucleotide messenger RNA. RefSeq names its product choline-phosphate cytidylyltransferase 2. The transcript is spliced from 4 exons. The record is from RefSeq and is a predicted model, not a curated record. Gene Ontology annotation, molecular function: phosphatidylcholine binding; choline-phosphate cytidylyltransferase activity. Lineage: Eukaryota; Viridiplantae; Streptophyta; Magnoliopsida; Poales; Poaceae. Bases 476 to 856 code for a protein of 126 amino acids. Gene Ontology annotation, biological process: CDP-choline pathway.
UAGGGGAGAAUUUUUUAGGGAGGGGAGAAUGUUUUGGCAAAAAGACCGUUAGGCACAUCAGCAAAUGGUGGGCUUCAUCUGUCAUAAUCGUCAUCAAAUGGGCUAAAGCCAUCAACUAGUGUUUUCUGUAAAAGAUUAGACCAAGAAUCAGUGUUUUCGGGCACAAAUUCGUAGAAGAGUCUUUUUUGCAAACCUACGCUUCAAUGUGGUGGUUUUUUGCAAUUCACUCAGCAAAAUGAGUUAAUCUACACUCUAAAACAUGAUUAUAUACAUCCGUACGUGGUCUUUAUUGGAAUCUUUAAAAAGACGUAUAUUUAGGAACGGAGCUAGUAGUAUGAAGCACGCUUUGACGCAUGCAAGAGGAAGAAUUAUAGUUCCAUCCAUUCCAUGCAGUAUGUGUUUGUAACCAUUUGAUCAGUUUGUGUAACUAACUUCAUGUGCUUUGUUCCAGGUAUGCAGACACUAGGAGCUGCCAAUGAUGUCUACGAAUUUGUUAGAAUAUCCAAAUCUCCUCAUUCUCAUGACCUUAUAUAUAAACUGGGAAUGUCUGAUUUGUGUGCUGUUUGUGCAGGUCAAGUCCAUUGGGAGGUUCAAGGAGACCAAGCGCACGGAUGGCAUCUCGACAUCGGACAUCAUCAAGAGGAUCUUGAAGGACUACAACCAGUACAUCAUGCGGAAUCUCACCUGGGGUUACUCCCGAAAAGACCUCGGUGUGAGCUAUGUCAAGGAGAAGCAAUUGAGAGUGAACAUGGGCAUUACCAAGCUAAAAGAGAAGGUCAAGGAGCAUCAAGAGAAGUUUCACAGCGCCGCAAAGAUAGCUGGGAAGCAAUCCUGUGGAGUGUAUGGAGAAUACUGACCGUUGGAUCGUCGGGUUUCUUGAGAAGUUUGAGGAAGGUUGCCACAUGAUGGAAACUGCGAUUAAAGAUCGAAUUCAGGAGGGGCUCAACCGCUCAAGAGGCAAGCCAAGUCGGAGUCAAACCUUUCUGGAUCAGACUCAGAUUCACGAAGAUGUUUUGCAUUCCUGUAGUGUGUAGUACAAUGAGAUUAGAAUGCUGUUAUAGCCUUGUCGGAGAUCUAUUUAGAGUAGGGGAUUGUGUACUAUUUAGAACAAAAAUAUUUCAGGUGAUUGAUUAAUCUUGUUCGAUACACAGUUGCUCAUUUUGGACCUUACAUCCUAGAUGAAUUGCUCGGAUAA